AUGGACGCAGAAGGCUUCAUUGCACCGUUACUGGGCGCCCUGCAGGCCUGCGUGUCUGUCCUCCUCACCAUCUGUUACGGAGUCGCGGCUCAACGACUACAAUUGAUGCACAAAACGUCGAUAGACGAUAUUGCAGGUUUAAGCGUCAAACUCUUUCUGCCUGCAUUGAUUGUCAUUCAUCUGGGCGAGCAAUUGCAUGCUGGGAAUCUGUUGAACUAUGUUCCUGUCCUGGUUUGGUCAUUCAUUUACACAAGCAGCUCUAUCGGAUUCGCAUACAUCGCCUCAAAAGGAUUCAAACUUCCGCCCUGGGUCACACCGGCUUGCGCCUUCAACAACACCACAUCACUCCCGUUGCUCCUCUUACAAUCUCUCGAAAGCGUUGGAAGCCUACAUCCAAUUGUUCGCGGUGAAGAUACAGUCCCGGAUGCUAUUCGCCGGGCUCAGAGCUACUUUCUUGUUUGCGCUGUGGUCAGCAAGACUAUUGGAUACGCUGCGGGUCCCAGGUUGCUGGAGGCGCAGACCAACAGCGAUGGUGGACAAGGUAGACGCAUAUCAGAGGCAGAACAGAGUGAUACUGAGGCGCAGCAUGCUUCAGCAGCGGGCCAAGACAAUGUCAAUGAGGAAACUUCUCUGCUUCCAGACCGCGCACACAAAGCAGGCCGUCAGAUUCGCAGUCAGAUUAAGCAUUACGGGGGAUGUGUCACAUCUUGCCUUCCGAAACGGGUCAAGCAACGGCUUCUGGCGCCCUUCGAGUCCCCUUUUGCAGAUGUCAUGAUCACAUGUACGAUUGUCGGCGUAAUCCUGGGAUCUGUACCGCAACUUCACAGGGCAUUCUUCAACCACUCAGAUGAGGGUGGUAUCUUCAAUGCAUGGUUGACCUCCAGCGUCAAGAACAUUGGCCAGUUAUUCACAACGCUUCAAAUCUUCAUUGUCGGGGGAAAAUUAGGUCUCAGCUUUGAACGAAUGAGAGGUGGCUCUGGUCGUAUUCCUUUCAGGGCGAUCUUGACUAUAUUCCUCGUUAGAUUAGUCCUAUGGCCUGCAAUCAGUAUUUCCAUAAUCUAUGCUCUGGCCAAGGGAACUAACUUCCUCCAAACCGACCCGAUUCUCUGGUUCAGUAUGAUGCUCAUGCCUGCUGGACCGCCGGCUUUGGUGAUAUCGGGACUGGCUGAAUUGGCUAAGAUUCCUGAGACAGAGGAGAUUGAGGUUGCGAAAACUUUAACGAUCAUGUAUGCAUUGUCGCCGUUUGUGUGUCUGUCGAUUACGGGAGCAUUGAAAGCUUCUCAAGCUGCGUUGGAAGCGAGGAGUUUAUGACGAUUAUACGUGUAUGAUACUGUAUAUAUUGCAUAGUAG
Molecule: messenger RNA, 1350 nt
Organism: Aspergillus ruber CBS 135680
Lineage: Eukaryota; Fungi; Ascomycota; Eurotiomycetes; Eurotiales; Aspergillaceae
Product: Auxin Efflux Carrier superfamily
Exons: 4
Coding region: 1-1311 (436 amino acids)
Biological process (GO): transmembrane transport
Cellular component (GO): endoplasmic reticulum; membrane
Source: RefSeq, a predicted model, not a curated record